This is a messenger RNA of Blastomyces gilchristii SLH14081, 1411 nucleotides long. RefSeq lists its product as uncharacterized. The record is from RefSeq and is a predicted model, not a curated record. NCBI's taxonomy places the organism in Eukaryota, Fungi, Ascomycota, Eurotiomycetes, Onygenales, Ajellomycetaceae. Bases 873 to 1166 code for a protein of 97 amino acids. The transcript is spliced from 2 exons.
CGGGAAGAAAAGAGGGUUAUUAAAGUUCCACGGUCGUAACCUUGAAAUGGCAGGCUCGGAAGGGCUAGGGCUAAAGAAUGAUAUGUAUCUCGAGAGUAAGUGAGUCAGUGGUGGCGGAAGAGAGUGAGGGAAGGAAACGGAGUAGAGAGAUGAGGCGAUGGGCGAGAGGUUGGUGGUUGGUGGGGAGGAGGAGGAUGGUUUGAGGAGGCACAUGCGGGAGAAGGCCCCAGAUAUCUUCUCCUACCGCCGCCGCGAGAUAGCGAGGGUAAUGAGCUCUCAAAACCCCCGUUCAACGACGAGGGGAGAUCAAAUUUCAUGGAACCUGGUCAGCCCCAAGAGAAAUUUGUAACAGGGAGGGCCGGCUAUUAUUAAACCUUCAUUUGCAACUUCGAAGUAUGGGUGGGUGACUCUAAAGCUCACUAACUGAACUACGCCAAUCCCUUCUCGUUGGAACAUCGAGGCUGUCUAGAAAACAUGAGUGGAGGGGAGGGGGCAGGGCUUGGUUUUCGAACUACAGAGGAGGGAAACUCUGUCCGCGCCUAGUCUGCUCGCCUAAGCUGUUGUCGACUCAUCGCGGCCCAAGGUGUUGUUUUACCUUCAUCCCCGCCAUCAUAUCAUGGAUGUCGGACUUAUUGAGUUGCCCCAACUUGUUCACGUGGAUUCGAAACAGUUCAAGAUGAGUUCUGCAGAAAAAGCCACGGUCGAAGCAUGCUGUCACCGCAACGCCAGCAGACAAAACCUAGAGGCGAAACCCAAGAGUGCGUGUGGAAACGCUGGAAAAUCUUGGGGCCGGGAGCCCAUCUUCCCAGGCCUUGACCCCCCUUCCAGACUCAUGCUGGUGGAGCCUGUCGAGUUUCGGCUCCAAUGGUGAAAUGCCUUCGAAGAAAUUAAGUUGCAGCAGCCGAACCCUUGGCGCUGAUGGCUUGUGCUGCCGCUUGGUGAUGGUGGAUGGUUGGAUGGUGAUGGGGCAUCCAAGCCUCAAAUACCACUAUGGUACUGUACUCCGUAACAUUCGUACGUGCCUGUAUGUAAUGUAUGUACAUGUACUUAAUACUGGACUCCGCGACAAGCAACGAAAAAUCAGAGAAAACCAACCCAUGGUGGAAGCCGAUCGGGAUCGCCCACAAAUUGAAUUGUUCAACAGUUCUACAUCAUCGCCUGAAUAAACCAUUUACUAGAAUUUGUAUAGACUACUCCGUAGUUGGCCAGCAAUCCUCCUGGUUGAAGUUAAUAUUAGUUCCAAGAGCCAAUCGUUCUGUGGAGGAUGGUUUGGAACGUCCGGGGUGUUAUUACACCUUGAGGAUUAGAGUAACUACAGUUGGCUAAUAUGGAUGAGGUGCGAAUACCAAGGCAAGCAGGGAUUAUCCAAAUGUGAGUAAGUACAGUACAUAACUACCAUUUCCAAGGCUCU